AGCCACUCAGGCUGUAGGUCAUCGUUCGUUUAUGGUUCAUGACCUGGAUUCUGACAAACAGCAUCUUGUGACGGCUUUGCACUGACCAUGAGCUCGCAGGGGAUUGCACUGCAGCAGAAACUCAGUCGGAUGCUGAGCAAAACCGUGGGAAAACCGGUCCUUAAGCCUAACAAGCCUCUGGCCUUGAAGGAUGAGGUGGCGAAUCGUAAAAUGAAAAAAGGAGAGGCCACGUGCAUUAUGGAGAUGUCCCUGCUGAUGGCGUGCUGGAAGGAGCAUGAGUUCAACGAUGCCUUGUAUUCCAGUGAGGUGCAGGCAUUCUUCAAGUGUGCUGAGAAGGCAGAGGCUGCAAGAAAAGCAAAAGCAGAUGGGACUGUUGGCCAGCACGGAGUCCUGUACCCUAAGCAAGCCAACACAUUACUGAAGCGAUAUCCCAAUCAUUUUAAAGAGAUUUAGGGCUGCCUCAGAUUGGUGCAGUUGUGGUGUGCAUUUUCUUCUUGUAUUUAGCAGCCUUCAGGCAAAAAUGGCAGCAGAAGGUGCGAGAUCUGCAGGCAGAACUGUGACUUGUACAUUGUAAUCUUUAUAUCCUUUGCAAU
This is a messenger RNA of Brienomyrus brachyistius, 593 nucleotides long. RefSeq names its product coiled-coil-helix-coiled-coil-helix domain-containing protein 1-like. Gene Ontology annotation, cellular component: nucleoplasm; mitochondrion; mitochondrial ribosome. The record is from RefSeq and is a predicted model, not a curated record. The coding region runs from base 88 to 453 and encodes 121 amino acids. Gene Ontology annotation, biological process: mitochondrial translation. Gene Ontology annotation, molecular function: RNA binding. NCBI's taxonomy places the organism in Eukaryota, Metazoa, Chordata, Actinopteri, Osteoglossiformes, Mormyridae. The transcript has a single exon.